AACGAGAAGCCAUUCUAUAAUCACUUGAACUCAACUCUUGCCAAAAUAUUGAUAAACAGAUCAAAUCGAACCCAAUUAUCUAAUGCUCUGAUAAUCUUGCUUCUACAUUUGAUCAAUGGAAGGCCUUAUUAUAGCCACUGUUUCCACUCCCUCUUGCUCUAUCUCUUCCAAUCCCUUAUUCUUUCCUUUGGUGUCAGCCUCGAGAGCAAGACUAAGAAGAGGAGUUUAUUUCCCUCGAAAAAAUAAAAGAUUUUCAAUUUUCGCUGCUAAAGAAGAGCCUGGGUUUGACAAAUGGGACCUUAUGGAGAUGAAGUUUGGCAAAAUGCUCGGAGAAGACCCCAAACUUACCCUUGCCAAGAUUAUGGGUAGAAAAGCGAAUCCAGAUGCUUCUUAUCUUGAAAUUGAGAAAGAAUUUUACAAAAGAAAGGGUAAAGUGGUAGAAGUUAAAGAGGUUCCAUUUGAUGUGUCUGACAAUAAGAAAUCAUCAUCUAGUUCAUUGGAUGGUUUGAAUUUAGUUCGCCCAGUUCCAAAGAAGGGAGUCAAAUUUCAAGCCAAUUAUAAACCCAGAGAGCUAGAUAUUAAGAAACCAAGCCCGUCAGUUAAAAGGGCAAUAGAUAGGAGCAAGAGUAGCCUUCCUAAUGUUAUCUUGAGAAAGCCCACCCUGGUUAAUGAAGACGAUGUUCAGGAUAUGCCCUCGAGGUUGAGGAUGAAACCUAAUUUGUCAUUGAAAAUGAGGAAUGAGCAAGGAAAGGAGAAAUUUAGUGAUAUGACACUCUUGAGAAGGCCAGAACCUUCUAGUACCAAUUCGAAUGUAGAAAAGGAGACUUCUGGUAAUCCUGCUGCCAAAGCUGCUAUUGAUGGCACCGGGUUAAGAGCAAGGAAAGAAGAAGGGAAAGGUGAAUACGGAUUUCACCCGUUGAAAAAGCCUGCAGCAAUUAGCGUUGAGACAGAACUAGUUGGGAAACAAGAGCCAUUUGAGGAUGCAGAAGCUAGAGUUACAGAGUUCAUUGAGGAGGAAAGUUCAAAGGCAGAGCUGGAAGCUACCGAUAUGGAUAAUGGGAGGAUGGCCGAUUUUGGGGUUGGCUUAGUGUUAGAGGAACCUGAACUGAAAGAUAACUCAAUGUCAGGUGUGCAGCCACCCAAUAGUCAAACUGGGUCCACUGACAGUGAGAGUGAAUCAUCAGAAGAAAAUUUGGUGGAUUCCAGCGCCACAUUUGCUGUGAAGUCUUCGCUGCAAGAAAAACCUACAAGAUUAGGUCAGUCUAUCGAAGAAAGAGAGGAGGCAAUCCCCAUGAAUCCAGUUGUUAAUGGGAAUGAUAUUGAGCUUGAUGAUCUUCAUUCUACAUAUCCUCUGUUGGAACAUGAAGAUUCUGAUUGGACCAGGGCAGAAGAUCUUGUUAAGACAGGAGAACGAGUGGAAGUGGAGUUAAUAAGCUCUAGCACCAGAGGUUUUGUUGUAUCUUUUGGAGCAUUGAUUGGAUUUUUACCAUACCGUAAUCUUGUUGCCAAGUGGAAGUUCUUAGCAUUUGAGUCUUGGUUGAGACGUAAGGGCUUAGACCCAUCAAAGUAUAAGCAAAAUCUAGGAAUCAUUGGAAAGUAUGAUAUGCAAAGAAAGACUUCUACACUUGACUCAAGCCAAGAUCAGGAACUUGAUCAACAUAUAGGGGGAGAAGUUUCGCCAGAUAUGAAGUUGGAAGAUCUUCUUAGGAUAUAUGAUCAAGAGAAGCUUAAAUUCUUGUCAUCAUUUGUUGGUCAGAAAAUCAGUGUGAAUGUAGUAAUGGUUGACCGGAAUUUGAGAAAGCUUAUAUUUUCUGUGAAGCCAAAAGAAAAGGAAGAGUUGGUUGAAAAAAAGAGAAGUCUGAUGGCAAAACUUCGUGUUGGGGAUGUAGUGAAGUGUUGCAUCAAGAAAAUUACUUAUUUUGGUGUUUUUGUUGAGGUUGAGGGUGUGCCUGCACUGAUUCACCAGACGGAAGUGUCAUGGGAUGCCACUUUGGACCCUGCUUCAUAUUUCAAAAUUGGUCAGGUUGUGGAUGCAAAAGUUCACCAGUUGGAUUUUGCGCUUGAACGCAUUUUCCUGUCGUUAAAGGAGAUUAUGCCGGAUCCUCUGAUUGAGGCAUUGGAGUCUGUGAUUGGUGAUCGUGAUCCCUUGGUUGGGAGGUUGGAGGCAGCUGAAGCUGAUUCUGAGUGGCCUGAUGUGGAAUCUCUUAUUAAAGAACUGCAAAAAGUUGAAGGAAUCGAGUCUGUAUCAAAAGGUCGUUUCUUUUUGAGCCCGGGCUUAGCUCCAACAUUUCAGGUCUAUAUGGCAUCCAUGUUUGAGAAUCAGUACAAAUUACUAGCUCGUUCUGGGAACAAAGUGCAAGAGGUUAUUGUUCAAGCAUCAUUGGACAAAGAAGCAAUGAAAUCGACAAUUUUAUCAUGCACCAACAGAGUCGAGUAGUCUUUCUCAGUCACUAGCCUUCGGAAAGUCAAUUCAAUAUUCCAGUUGGUGUAUAAAAUGGCACGCCAUAAUGUAAACUUGAGAAUGCAAUUUUGAUCCAGGCAGGCAUCUCAGACAAAUGGAUGAGGAAAACUGAAAGUUAUGUGCAGCAAAUUCUUAGAUUUUUUCCCAUCUGCAGAAACCCUGGAGGAGGUCCAGACUGUGGGGUUGACUACUUUUUCUUAGAUAAAUAUUAUUUUCAUUUUGUUGUAAUAGACAACAACAAUCUCGUAAACUUUCUUAGAAGUAUUCAUCUUUAGACUAGUACAAGCUAUAAAAAAGAUGAGAUACCAUUUUGUUCUUUCACA
Molecule: messenger RNA, 2784 nt
Organism: Mangifera indica (mango)
Lineage: Eukaryota; Viridiplantae; Streptophyta; Magnoliopsida; Sapindales; Anacardiaceae
Molecular function (GO): nucleic acid binding
Source: RefSeq, a predicted model, not a curated record